Messenger RNA from Penicillium macrosclerotiorum, 2103 nucleotides. RefSeq lists its product as uncharacterized. The coding region runs from base 1 to 2103 and encodes 700 amino acids. NCBI's taxonomy places the organism in Eukaryota, Fungi, Ascomycota, Eurotiomycetes, Eurotiales, Aspergillaceae. The record is from RefSeq and is a predicted model, not a curated record. The transcript is spliced from 3 exons. Gene Ontology annotation, molecular function: protein binding.
AUGGCGGCCGUCAAUCAAAAUAUGUUCGAUGCUAGCAUCAUGACUGAGCGGCCAGGCGGGGCCUCGCUGAUGGUACUCCCGCUGAACCUGAUCGCUCAGAUUGUGUCCCAUGUCGAGGAUACCAGUGACCUUGCGCGACUCUGCCGAACAUGCCGCGUGCUCAACUACAUGGCGUUGCCCCAGCUCUACCGCAGCUUGACCCUCAUGUCCUACGACAAAAUCCGUUAUCGCGGCGAACAACCCGAAGGAAUUGGCAGUGCCAGCCCAUUCACUAUGGGCCUCAACGCCGUCAUCACUCGACCCUACGCGACACUCGUCCGAUCGAUCACCCUACGUGGAGACUGGAAGGAGCGUGAGCUGGAGGAGCACGCGCAGGUUGGGCGAGUCCCCGACUCAUCGAUGCUGUUGAAUAUUGCGGUGCGGGCGGCGGUCGAUCGGAUGACCAACCUGGAAAGCUUCAGCUGGGAACUCAACACUAAAAUGCUCGAGACCCCUACAUUCGUUCUUCCGGGCAUGCCGCAUCUGCGAUGCUUGAAGAUCACCGAUAUCGACCCUCUUUGCUAUCCUGAUGAUAUUGCAGUCAUGCUGUGGAAAAGUAAAAAAUUGCGCGAGCUGAAACUUCACUGGUCGCCCCGCAUGCGCAUCGCCCAAGAACCGAGCAUCUCCCUCCACGACUAUUUCCGCAAAUGCAUUGCCGCAAAGCAACCCCUUUCGGUGAAGAAACUCUCAUUCCAGAAUAUGUACGCCUUCCACUCCGAGGAGUUCAAUAUUGCCUUCGAUCCGACGACAGUCGAAGACGUUACCGUGUUAAGUGGGACCGAUACUGUCGGCUUGGUCAACACGUUCAUGGAGAAUAGCUGGCCCACGAUGGUCCCGCACCGCAACCUCAAGAUCAAGUCAAUGCGAAUGGAUGCCGUAUCCAAACGGAACUCCGAAUUUCUCGGCAACUUCAAAGGCUUAGAGCGUUUGUACUUUGUAAACACCUUUCCUGAUUCCCCAGACACUCUUAAUUCCCCUCGACCAGGUAUGGGGCCAUCGUCAACGGCGCUCACACCCCCGGUAACGGAAUAUCCGGCUGGUACCGGAGCAGCGAGCAAUUCACCCGCAGCAGUCGCCUCCCCGGCCACUCAGUUGAAUCUUACUCUAAGCGUGCGGGACAGCUAUCUCGCAAAUAUCACCAUCAACCAUGGUUCCACCUUACGACACCUUUGCCUCUCUUCAAAGUGGCCUCUUUCUACCUCUAUGAUUGCGCGUCUCGUACACAGUUGUCCCAAUUUAGAACAAUUGGCUCUUGCUACCGAUUUACACAGUAUGGACUCUCUUGGAAUGUUGGUUCCAUUUCUGCGGAAAUUAGUAGCUCUUCGAUUGUUGAUACCUGCUGGUUCCCCAGGCCCCCAAAGUGGCUCGUCUAAUGUUGCGCCAUCUUCUGCAACGAGUACCUCCUUUUCCGACUACCCUUUCAAGAACAAGGGGGAGUCUAUGGCUUACAAAGGACUCAAGUUCUCCAAGGAAAUUGAAGAUGCGAUUCUCAAUGCCCGCAGCCUGGCAGACCUUGUCGAUUUGGAUGACGAUGUGCUCAUCCAGAUGAUGAGUUAUGACUUGGCAGAUCACCAAAUCUUUGGAAAUGUCAAAAUUGUCGGCAUGGGCUGGAAAGCAUUUGAAUUACGCGACUAUUGUAAAGUACCUGUUCCUUCAGGCGUGGAGUCCCAAUCCCAAUCGCCUCCUGCCGUGGAUCCACCGGAAGACACUUCAAAUGGGCUCGUGACUGGCACAGAUGGACUGAGCCGCAAUGGUGCCUCGUCUGAACAACCUAACAUUCUGUCCAAGUCUCCUACCGUCUCUACUACCCCUGCCGCCACUCUACCACCCUCGACACUCGGAAAACGAACACGGGAUGAUGAUAAUGAAACAAACUCUGAGCCGGUCUCUGCGUCCGAGUCACGGGAUUCAUCUAACUUCCGUGACUCGAGCCUGGGUAAUUGUGGCCAUUUCCCUCCGGUUGUGACGAACGAGGGUUAUUUGGUGAAAAGAAAUAUGAAACGAGCCGGCUGGGACGUCCUGAAACAUUGGGAAAUCUGGGCGCUGGACACGCAGGAAAUUUAG